Messenger RNA from Pelobates fuscus (common spadefoot toad), 2164 nucleotides. It is a transcript of the gene NPFFR1, whose product is annotated as neuropeptide FF receptor 1. The transcript is spliced from 4 exons. Gene Ontology annotation, biological process: G protein-coupled receptor signaling pathway; cellular response to hormone stimulus. NCBI's taxonomy places the organism in Eukaryota, Metazoa, Chordata, Amphibia, Anura, Pelobatidae. Gene Ontology annotation, cellular component: plasma membrane. The coding region runs from base 438 to 1739 and encodes 433 amino acids. The record is from RefSeq and is a predicted model, not a curated record. Gene Ontology annotation, molecular function: peptide binding; neuropeptide receptor activity.
CAUAAUAAGGGAAAUAUCAACAUCAAUUGUCUCUCGUGGUUUUUGAUGAAUUGACUAAUUAUUUGGCUUAUUGAUUGAAUUAUAGAUCUCUGCGCCUGGUUUAUUCAUUCCUCUCAAAGUUUAAAGGACUGAUGAUGAAGACAAAACAAUCAACAUUCUGAUCCCAACACUUCCCUCUCGACGAGCCAGAGAUAAGUGUAUCAGCUUUUGUUGGGGAGAUUCCGACAUCGAGACACAGAGGGACAGAUGUUUGCAUGUGUCAAUCUGCAGCCUGAUCCCAUCCCAGCCUCUUUGUUGACAGCCAGUGGUCUGAUGUCUGCAGCAACUGCAUGGGAAUCUAAGGGAGAUUCAAGUAGCUUCUAAGUAAUUUAUCAUAAUCUAAAAGGAGUUGGACGGAGGGGGAACUUGGACAGUCAGUCCCUGCUUUAGCCAGCACAAUGGAAGGUCUAUUUUCUCUGCCUUUCAACUUCAGCUCCCCAGGACAAGGGAACAAGAGUAUACUCUCAAAAGACAACUUGACCUUUUCUUUCUACUAUCAACACUCAAUGUCCAUCGCAGCCACAUUUAUACUGGCGUACACAUUUAUCUUUCUCAUGUGCAUGAUUGGCAAUAUGUCAGUGUGCUUUAUUGUGUUGAAGAACAGGCAGAUGCGUACUGUGACCAACAUGUUUAUUCUGAACCUGGCAAUUAGUGAUCUCUUGGUUGGCAUAUUCUGCAUGCCAACAACCUUGGUGGACAAUCUCAUUACAGGAUGGCCUUUUGACAACAUCAUGUGUAAAAUGAGUGGCCUGGUUCAAGGGAUGUCUGUGUCCGCUUCCGUUUUCACCCUGGUGGCAAUUGCAGUAGAACGGUUCCGGUGUAUUGUGUAUCCAUUCAGGCAAAAGCUCACAUUGAAGAAGGCUAUAAUUACCAUCAUUGUUAUUUGGAUUUUGGCUCUAAUCAUUAUGUGCCCUUCAGCAGUUACUUUGACGGUGACUAAAGAUGACUAUCACUUCAUGGUUGAUGACUACAAUAACUAUUAUCCGUUAUACUCAUGUUGGGAAGCCUGGCCAGAUAAAGAAAUGCGUAAGAUAUACACCACAGUUCUGUUCUCUCAUAUUUACUUGGCCCCUCUCACUUUGAUUGUUCUCAUGUACGCUCGUAUUGCUUUCAAACUUUUCAAGUCAUCUGCCACCAUCCGUGGAUCCGUGUCUGAGGAAAAUGAAGGACGUAGAGUGUCUAAGAGAAAAAUCAGAGUAAUCAAUAUGCUAAUCAUAGUAGCUUUGUUCUUCACAUUCUCAUGGCUUCCCCUAUGGACUUUAAUGCUACUCACAGACUACGGAAAACUCACUGAUCACCAGCUCAAUCUGAUUGCUGUUUAUGUAUUCCCUUUUGCCCACUGGUUGGCUUUCUUCAAUAGCAGUGUCAACCCAAUCAUUUAUGGAUAUUUCAAUGAAAACUUCAGACGGGGGUUUCAAGAAGCCUUCAAAGUACAGUUCUGCUCAAUGAAAAUGGAGCAUAAGGAGACCUAUUCAGAGAGGAAAAACAGUGGUUUUCUCUUUGGAGUACGGAACCGGAUUUUUGUGGAAGUGCAGCCUAGUGACUCAGCUCAAGGUUCGGAUUCUUGUAAUAGUACUACUGCAAAGACUGGUAUGUUUUCUUUAAGAAGUGGAAAGAUUGCCCAUCACGGUCUGGUAGUUGAAGACUUAGACAAUAAAGCAUCCAAUAACACAGUCAGCAUCCCAGCAUGGGAUAUAUAAAAUGAAUGGCUUUUUGCUUUUGAUGUUGUGUGACUUCUGCAAAAAAAAAAAAGCAAAAAGGACAGUAUAGAGUACUAAAAGUAUAUCUAUUAUCCAACAGUUCCACCAAAAAACCUCAUUAUGAUGCAAGGACAUGGAGUCACAUGAUUGAAUUUGCUUUCCAUCAUGUAUUCACAUAAACUUUAAACUGGUUUUACAUUUCAAUAUGCUUUGCACAUGCAAGAUUAUUUUUUACAAAACUAAAAGAAUGUAUAUACUUGGCUGUCUAAUCAGAACUAUUACUAGCCAAGCAAUGCCCAGCGACAGUAGACUCUUAGAGUAAAUUAUUUUCACACAUAUUUUCAGAAUAGGAGGAGCAUUCAAAAUGUUGCUUUUUUUUCACAACCUCCAAGGAAAAUGUUGUUAAUCUCCAAUAAUUAGGGCUA